Messenger RNA from Acanthocheilonema viteae, 426 nucleotides. Lineage: Eukaryota; Metazoa; Nematoda; Chromadorea; Rhabditida; Onchocercidae. The record is from the annotation of a GenBank genome assembly.
AUGCAAUCGUUUCAAGAUGUUUAUGAAACGCUCGAAUUUAACGAUGCAAACAAUCAAUUGGAAGCAUUGAAAGUAAAAGGAAAUGCUUUUGCAAUGGAAAAAGAUGCAAAUAAAAAAAAUGCUUUGAAGAAAUGGCGCAAUUUGCCAAUUAUUCGUCUUCGAAUUCACAAAAUUGAACAGAGCAUUUUGGAUGGCGACAAUUUCGGUGACAGUAUUAGCGCAUUUCAACGCAUUGACGAAAUUCGAAAUUUAGCUAAUGAGGUUUCGAAAGUUCUUCAAGAAGUAUACAAUUAUUACAAACAAAUGGACGAUGAACUAUCUGACAGUUACAAUAUUUUAACUGAUAUUGAGGAUAAGCUUAAUGCAAAACGUGAAAAGGAAGGAAAAGUUCGACGUUCCAAUUGCUUCUGGUUUUUCUGUUAUUAA